AUGAAUUCAGAUGAAGAUUGCCCUGUUACACCACCAAAAAAGUACAAACGAGGUUCAAACAUUUUUGUAGAUGACUGGUUAACAUCUGGUGAAUUUAAAGGAUGGCUAGAAAAAGUUCCAGAUGACGUCACUAAAGCUAAAUGUAAAGCUUGCAAGACCUUAUUAAACUGCGGUAAGAACGACCUUCAAAAGCAUGCUGCUGGGAAAAAGCACUGUGAUAAUAUAAAAUUAAUCAAGGCAUCAGUAAACAUCAGAGAUGCAUUACAACGUCCGACGUCUAAUUCGGAACAAAAAAAAAUCAGUGAAAGAAGCUGA
Molecule: messenger RNA, 315 nt
Organism: Macrosiphum euphorbiae (potato aphid)
Lineage: Eukaryota; Metazoa; Arthropoda; Insecta; Hemiptera; Aphididae
Source: the annotation of a GenBank genome assembly